Molecule: messenger RNA, 1772 nt
Organism: Cannabis sativa
Lineage: Eukaryota; Viridiplantae; Streptophyta; Magnoliopsida; Rosales; Cannabaceae
Product: uroporphyrinogen decarboxylase 1, chloroplastic
Exons: 8
Coding region: 289-1515 (408 amino acids)
Biological process (GO): porphyrin-containing compound biosynthetic process
Molecular function (GO): uroporphyrinogen decarboxylase activity
Source: RefSeq, a predicted model, not a curated record
UAUAUAUAUCAUUGAUGAUAAAACAUCUUAUCCUCCUAUCUUUCUCUCUCUUCAAUUUUGGCCCAAAUCCACCGCCACCGCCGGCGGCUCCACCUUUACCCGGCCAGUUUAAGGUGGUCUCUCCUUUUCUCUUUCUCAUUCUCAUUCAGCGGCGACAGACAGCCAUGCCCAAGUGAAAAGAAGAAGUGGGAAAAGAAAGAGACAGAGAAGUGAAGUUAUCUGAGAGGGAUAAAGGAAAGAAGAAAGUGUUGAUAGUUGUCCCUCUCCUGAGAAAAAUAUCAUCAAAAAAUGAGCUUCUCCACUCCAGCCAGUGCUUGUAAUUCUUUAGGAUGGAAAUCUAUGACCUUGUUUUCACAGAUUCAUCUCAAUUCUACUAGUCUCAGAGGGUUUUUAGUUUCUUCUCAAACCAAGAAAUUCUCGGUAUCAUGCUCGUCAUCUUCUUCAGAUCCUCUCUUGGUUAAGGCUGCAAGAGGAGAGCCUGUAAGUCGGCCUCCAGCAUGGAUGAUGCGACAAGCGGGAAGGUAUAUGGCUAUUUAUAGAAAGCUUGCAGAGAAAUACCCGUCCUUCAGAGAGAGAUCAGAGACAACCGAUCUCAUUGUGGAAAUUUCUUUGCAGCCUUGGGAAGCUUUCCGUCCUGAUGGAGUGAUUAUUUUCUCGGACAUACUUACCCCUUUACCUGCAUUCGGUGUCCCAUUUGACAUAGAAGAUAUCAGGGGUCCUGUUAUCCAAUCACCAAUUACUUCUGAAGAGGGUUUGAAAUCAUUACAUCCCAUUGAUUUGGAAAAGCUUUCUUUUGUUCGGGAAUCCCUGCAAAUAUUACGAAAUGAGGUCGGUAAUCAUGCUGCGGUUUUGGGCUUCGUUGGAGCACCUUGGACAAUAGCGACGUAUAUAGUGGAAGGGGGUACAACUCGGACAUAUACAACCAUAAAGAAAAUGUGCCAUACAGCACCACAUGUAUUGAGGGCUCUCUUGUCUCAUUUGACACAAGCAAUAUCGGAAUACAUUGUCUUCCAAGUAGAGUCCGGGGCUCAUUGCAUACAAAUAUUUGAUUCGUGGGGCGGACAACUGACACCUGAGAUGUGGGAGAAAUGGUCAAAACCUUAUAUUGAAGAGAUUGUUAGAUUAACAAGAAGCAAAUGUCCCGAAAUACCACUUGUAUUAUACAUCAACGGAAAUGGGGGUCUUCUUGAACGGAUGAAAGGAACCGGUGUUGAUGUCAUCGGUUUGGACUGGACAGUUGACAUGGCAGAUGGAAGAAAACGACUGGGUAGUGGGAUUAGCGUACAAGGAAAUGUCGACCCCGCUUGCUUAUUCUCUCCUCUUCCUGCCCUUACUGAAGAAAUUCAAAGGGUUGUAAGAUGUGCAGGACCACAAGGGCACAUACUCAAUCUAGGACACGGUGUCCUUGUUGGAACACCCGAAGAAGCUGUUAAGCAUUUCUUCGAUGUAGCAAGGACCUUGAAAUACGAUACACCUCAAAAUCAAGCUAUGGAGGAACCCAACUUAGUAGCUUAAGCAAGAAAUUUAACUUUUCGGUUCAGAGUUAUCGCCUUAUUGCGGUGGCAUUCAUGAUAGCUUUCGGUUUAGCUCAUGCGCGGUUAUGAAUUCGACAACUAUUUUAAAGAUGGUUAAGAGUGAGGUAAGCUAAUUUAAUUAGUGCUAUACUAAUUCAUUUUCAGUUCUAUUUAAUUGAGCAAAAAUUCUGUUCUGCCUGUAAUUGUGUAGCUAAUGAUAUACUUAAGCUUAAUGAAUGAAUUUUUGCUUAUAUUGUC